AUGAUUGCUAAUGGUCAUAGCAUGGGCGGAUUAUGUAUAGGGCCAGGAGGGGCUUUGGCCCCCUGUUCCUCCCCCAUCGUCGCUAGUCGCUACCUCCUUACCUUGCUCAAUCGCUGCUCGUUGGUCUCACCAUUUACCACCACAAUAGCUGUCACCGAAAAUCAGGUGGGGACAAUGGCUGGAGGAGCUGCAGAUUGUCAGUUUUGGCACAGAAAUUUAGGCAUUAAGGGCUCUGUUCAAUCUAAAAGAAGCCUUCUGCUUGAACUGCAACAAAGAUCCACAAAAUUUGAUUCUAUAAUUGAAAAGCAUCAGAAUAUUAGGUUUGCACUGGUUGAAAGGAUGCCAGUUCUUGAUGAAGCAAAUUUCAGUAGAAGGAGGAAUGGUUCUACUUCUAUUCCUUCAACUUCAAUGGGAAGUAGUGUUCCUAAUGGAGUUAUUAAAACAACUGCUGCUCCUUUAGUAGACUUGCUUGAUUUAGGAGGAGGAGAAGAACCUCCUCCACCAAAUACAAAUAGCAUGAUGACAGGUGACAACUUUCUUCAAGAUCUUCUUGAUGUUGGAAUGUCCCCAUCUUCAUCACAACCAGAGAUUCAACAACACAAAUUACAUCUCUUGAUUCCCUAUCAGAAAAGUAUAUUUGCUGUUGGCAUGAUUUGCUGUGAAGAAGAAGGGCGUUUAAAGGAAAAACCAAUCAUUCUUCAAAGCAGAGUUGAGCAUUCUGGAGGUCAACGUGUGUGCCUUGACUUACAGAAACUCGACCAGUUUUCCUUUUUCCCAGGCCAUGUGGCAGGCAUUGAAGGACAUAAUCCAAGUGGGCACAAUUUAAUUGCAACAAAUAUUGUUGAUUAUGUACCGUUAUCAGUCCCUGAUGAUGAAAAUAUUCCUCAAAAGAAGAGACAAGCUAUGGAUGAAAAUAACAAGCCUGCUGAUUUAUCUGAUAUAACAUCAGAUCUAUCAUUAGUGUGUAAAGCUUGUUCUUCAAUUUACUAA
This is a messenger RNA of Lactuca saligna, 990 nucleotides long. NCBI's taxonomy places the organism in Eukaryota, Viridiplantae, Streptophyta, Magnoliopsida, Asterales, Asteraceae. The record is from the annotation of a GenBank genome assembly.